Phycomyces blakesleeanus NRRL 1555(-) is the source of this 1899-nucleotide messenger RNA. RefSeq lists its product as hypothetical. Gene Ontology annotation, molecular function: phosphatidylinositol-4-phosphate phosphatase activity. Gene Ontology annotation, biological process: phosphatidylinositol dephosphorylation. Gene Ontology annotation, cellular component: endoplasmic reticulum. The record is from RefSeq and is a predicted model, not a curated record. The transcript is spliced from 12 exons. NCBI's taxonomy places the organism in Eukaryota, Fungi, Mucoromycota, Mucoromycetes, Mucorales, Phycomycetaceae. The coding region runs from base 1 to 1899 and encodes 632 amino acids.
AUGAGACUCUUUGUCACUAAGCGUGCCUACGUGUUUGCUCCAGAAACUGGACCUAACCUCACCAUCAAUCGAGAGACCAGUGAAAUUAGUUUGAUGGAUGCUAUUCCUCCUGUGUCUGAGCAGGACCGAACCUUAGCUGUAGCAGGUAUCAUGGGUCUGGUUACACUCCAAGCAGGAGAUUAUCUUAUUGUCAUUACUGGUCGUGAGUCCAUUGGAAAUAUCCGUGGCCACGAAGUGUUCCGUAUCACAGCUUUCCAAAUCUUGCCUCUUCCGGAAUCCUUGACUGGCUUGUCAGAGGCACAGGCAAAGGAUGAACAGACAUAUGUUGAUCUUUUGGAAGCACAUUUGAGAGGAACCACAUUCUACUACUCUAAUACGUAUGACCUGACCCACACUCUCCAGAGGCAGGCUCAAUUUACCACCGAAACUCUUUCAGAGCCCUUAUGGAAGAGAGCAGACGAACGUUUCUUCUGGAAUAAAGACCCUGUAAACCGCUUAAUUGAGGCCACCCUUUCGGGAAAUCCUGCAAAAAACUUCAGCGAUUUUAUCCUCCCUGUUCUCCAAGGAUUUGUCGAACUCCAGGCCACUGAGAUCAACAACAAGCCUUUUGUAUUGGCGUUGAUCACUCGUCGCAGCAGACACAGAGCAGGCACGCGCUUUUUCUCGCGUGGUGUUGAUCAACAUGGGUACGUGUCUAACUUUGUAGAAACUGAGCAAUUGGUACUUUAUGAUGGUCCUGGUGCGGUUUCUUCUUCACCUGGCUUGAAGCAACUUUCUUAUGUCCAAACAAGAGGUUCCAUUCCUGUAUACUGGACACAGGUCAUUAACCUGAAAUAUACACCCCGUCUUUGGGUGGGAGAAAACCGAAAGAGUCUUUCUGCCGCAAGAUCACAUUUUGAUGAGCAGAUCCGUAUCUACGGUCCCCAAAUCCUAGUCAAUUUGAUUAACAAAAAAGGAUAUGAGCUUCCUAUGGGACAGGCAUAUGCUCGUACUGUAGAGCAACUGAAUGAUCCUCGCCUUUACUACACUCAUUUUGAUUUCCACAGCGAGUGCAAGAAUAUGCGAUGGGAUCGUAUAAACAUCUUGGUAGACCAAUUGAAGGACCAGUUUGACCAGCAAGGCUAUAUGUACUAUGAUGCUUCUAACAAAGAUUCGCUCAUAAUUCGCAAAAAGCAAAACUCUGUCAUUCGUUCCAACUGUAUGGAUUGCUUAGACCGUACCAAUGUCGCCCAAAGCACCUUUGCAAAGGCAGUCCUUAAUGCUCAAUUGCGAGAAAUUGAUAUUCUUGGUGCAAAUGAAAGUGUGGAUGAUCAUCCUAACUUUAUUCUUAUCUUCCGACAUGUGUGGGCCGAUAAUGCUGAUGCUGUAAGCUCAGUAUACUCUGGAACUGGUGCUCUCAAGACUGAUUUCACUAGAACCGGCAAGCGUACCGUGCCUGGAGCACUUAAAGAUCUCUCCAACUCUAUCACUCGUUAUUGCAAAAACAACUUUAUGGACGGAAAGAGAAUGGAUGCAUUCGAUCUCUUCCUUGGUCACUAUCACAUCAAACCUCUGGUAGCUACCGGAAAAUAUAAGAGCCCGUUUGUAUCCGAGAAACCUUUGAGAAUCCGUGUGGUUCCUUACAUUCUGGUGUUUUCCAUGUUCAUGCUUUUGUUGAACAUAUUCCGCCCUGAUUAUUCUGGCUUUGAGUUCCGCAGGGCUUAUUUCCUCUGGCUUAGCUUCUGGUUCUCUGUAGUCGUUACGGCCAGUCGCUUCUCACUCCGUCACGGUGAUCAAUUUGUAGAAUGGCCUCAUCUGGUAGAGUUGCCUCCUUAUGAAGAUGAUGCCGAAGAAGGCGUCGUUGAAAACAAAGGCAACAUGGUGCCUCCAGAAUUCGGUCUAGAAACACCUAUUUUGUAA